Cydia pomonella (codling moth) is the source of this 1176-nucleotide messenger RNA. Its product is annotated as melanization protease 1-like. The record is from RefSeq and is a predicted model, not a curated record. Gene Ontology annotation, molecular function: serine-type endopeptidase activity. The coding region runs from base 121 to 1074 and encodes 317 amino acids. Gene Ontology annotation, biological process: proteolysis. NCBI's taxonomy places the organism in Eukaryota, Metazoa, Arthropoda, Insecta, Lepidoptera, Tortricidae. The transcript is spliced from 7 exons.
GGAGCCGGUUGAACUGACCAGUCGCGAGACGCGAAACGGCUAAUGCGGACGUAUUUUUAGUGUUCCAUACAACACUGUUCACGGAACACUUAUUUUAAGGAAAAUUAUAUCAAUAACAAAAUGCAUGCACUUUGUGUAGUGUUUGCUUGUUUAAGCUGUGCUCUGGCUAAUCAAAAACUUAUCUUAGAGUUCAACUUGACGGCAACAACACCUAACAGCGUGGAAAGCGUGGAAAACCACCCAAAUCUCGGCCUGCUUCCGGACACUUGUGGAAUGAUCAAAGAGACAAAGCUCUUAGGAGGCCGUUCCGCGGAACUUUACGCGUAUCCUUGGAUGGCGCUAAUCUCUUACAAAACACGACUGGGGCCUCAGUUCGAAUGCAGCGGCAGCCUCAUCAAUGAACGCUACGUGCUGACAGCAGCUCACUGCAUCUCCAACUUGGAGCUGCUCGGCGUGAGGAUAGGAGAGCACGAUGUGGACACCACCUCGGACUGCCAGGGAGAGCCUCCCACUCUCACUUGCGAAUCUAAGAUACAGGAUAUUCGUAUCGAAGAGGCCAUACCCCAUCCAGAAUACCACGGCAAACCCAACAUCAAAAACGAUAUCGGUAUUAUCAGGCUUAAAAAGCCAGUGGACUUAUCCUUCAAGAACGCCGGUAUAAUCUGCCUGCCGGUAUCCAAAGACCUACAGAGCCGUAACCUCGGAGGACAGCACGCCACCGUCGCUGGCUGGGGCUACACGGAGAAAGGCUAUGUCUCAUCUAAGCUGCUUGCAGUAGAUGUGCUAAUACACACUGCUGAAUCUUGUCUGGAAUUGUUCAACAGAGGCCGAAAACCAGGUGAAGAAGACGAGACCAUCAACAAGAUUUGCGCCGGUGAGAUCGGCAAGAACUCAUGCAUAGGGGACUUAGGAGGCCCAUUGAUGGUCAGAGGGGCCUACAAGAACAACGAAAAACGCUUCAUUCAGCACGGCAUCAUGUCCUAUGGACCCAGGCUUUGUGCGUCUGGCUUUCCUGGAGUGUACACCGAUGUUCCGAAGUACAUGAAGUGGAUAUUGGAUAAUAUAAGGCCGUGAGCAUAUAAUGGUGGUGGGUAGAGUUAAGUCUAACCGCGCGCCCUAUGGCGCCAUCAUUUUUGUAACCGUUUCUUUAGUCCGGUAAUAAACCCAUGUACUAAC